Molecule: messenger RNA, 4920 nt
Organism: Acanthopagrus latus (yellowfin seabream)
Lineage: Eukaryota; Metazoa; Chordata; Actinopteri; Spariformes; Sparidae
Product: metalloreductase STEAP4-like
Exons: 9
Coding region: 125-1552 (475 amino acids)
Biological process (GO): copper ion import
Cellular component (GO): plasma membrane; endosome
Molecular function (GO): cupric reductase (NADH) activity; ferric-chelate reductase (NADPH) activity
Source: RefSeq, a predicted model, not a curated record
UAUUGCAGCGGGGAAAAACGGGUUAAAAAUAUCAGGACAAUCAGGGAGAGGUGGCGCACAGGUCAGAAUCCACAGCGGUAUGUAACUACACAGCAGGGAGGAUUGACCAUGUCAGUCUGUGACCAUGACGGGACUGAGUGAACUGAGGCCAGAGAGCGUGUCGCUGCAUCCUGUGGGCACAGCAGCUGCCCCUGUGCCGGAGCUGCUGUGCAUCUUCGGGACGGGAGACUUGGGGCGCUCUCUGGGCCUGCGUCUGCUCCAGUCUGGCUACAGGGUGGUGUACGGCAGCCGCAGACCUGACAGCUGUGGCCCCCUGCCUCAGGGUGCUCAGGCGAUGACCCACGCAGCCGCUGCAAAGUCAGCCAGUCUGAUCUUUGUCUGUGUUCACAGAGAACACUAUGAGUUCCUGGAGACCCUCGCGCCUCAUCUUAAAGGAAAGGUGCUGGUGGACCUCAGCAACAACCUGAAGAAGGACAUGUACCCAGACGCCAACGCCGCCUACCUGCAGAGACUGGUCCCUGGAGCUGCUGUGGUGAAGGGCCUUAACACGCUGUCUGCCUGGGCCUUGCAAAAUGGACUUCUGGCAGGAAAACAGGUGUUCCUCUGUGGGAACAGUGCGGAGGCAAAGCGGGCCGUCGCUGAGCUGGCCACCAAACUGGGCCUCACUGUUUCGGACAAAGGGUCUCUGUCAGCAGCCAGAGAGCUGGAGGACUUCCCCCUGCGGCUUUUCCCAGAGUGGAGGCUGUCUCUGAGCGUGGCCCUUGGCCUCAUUACCUUCUUCUUCUUCUAUUUACUCAUCAGAGAUGUCAUCUAUGCAUAUGUGGAAAAGGGGAACGACAUCUCCUACAGAAUCAUGGUAUCCCUGGCCAACAAGGUGUUUCCAAUAGUGUCUCUCAUCAUGCUGUCUCUGUGUUACCUGCCUGGCUGCAUAGCUGCCUUCCUUCAGCUCUACAGAGGGACCAAGUACAGGCGUUUCCCCAAUUGGCUGGACCGCUGGAUGCUGUGCAGGAAGCAGAUGGGUCUGGUUGCACUGGGCCUUGCUUUGCUCCAUGCCAUCCACACAUUCAUCAUUCCUAUUCGCUAUUCUGUCAGACACAAAAUCAUCUCGGGUGUGGUGAAUGAGAUGAAGAACAACAAAACCACCCCGUUCGACUUUGACAAUACAGAGGCAUGGGGCACAGACUCAUUCUAUGUGCUGGGAGUCAUGGGCUUCUUCCUCUAUGUCCUGCUAGGACUAACAUCCUUGCCUUCUGUGGGAGGCACUCUCAGCUGGAGAGAGUUCAGCUUCAUUCAGUCAAAGCUGGGCCACCUGACCCUGAUGAUAUGCACAGCACAUGGCUACCUCUACGGCUGGGACAAAUUUCUUCGUGCCUCUACCUACAAGUGGUACACUCCUCCGGGCUACAUGCUGUGUCUGAUUGUGCCCUCUGUGGUGCUGGUGCUCAAGGCGCUGCUCCUCCUCCCCUGCGUGGACCGAACCCUGACCCGCAUUCGACAGGGCUGGGAGAGGAACCCGCCAAGAGAUGAGAUCAAUAAGGCCAGCAACCUGUGAGCUGACCCCUGAUGACACGGUGCUUGCCGAUUAUUGAGGGUUCGAGUCUCUCAUUAUUUUGAGAGAAAAAGACCCGGUUGUACAUAACUAUUUAUUCUCAAAAUGCGGACGAUCCUAACCUGAAAAAAUAUUUGUAAUUUGUAAACAGGAUUUGCAACAUUUUAUGUUUUGAUUUAUCAAAAUGUGUUUUAGAAGACAAGCUAUUACUUUUUCUAUAAUGUCUUGCGUUUGGAACAAAUACCUUUACGUUCAGGUAAAAUGAGUAAGACAUGACCAAUAGUGCAUAUCCAAAGACAGUUUUGUCCGUGCUCUGCUGGCUUCUGAUUGUGUCCUCGGUUCAGUCAGCUCAGCCUGCUCCUAACUGUGCAUUAGCCAAAACAAAACAGAAAGUAUAGUUUAUCGCAGCCAAAUGGACAGGUCUCCAUGGAUAUAAAUGUUAUUUAAUGUCUGUUUCCCCCGAGCUUUGAUUUCACGUUUGUGCUGUAUCUUUCCGCAGAACGUGGUGAAAAAUAGAUUGAUGUCCCCUGCUGAAAGCCAUUGUUUUGAUAAACAUAGGCACCGGUUUCCGUUUCCCUCUCUCCUUUCCCUUCAAGUGGUGCGAUUGCAUCCCUGAGGUUGCUCUCUUUUUCGAGAUGUUAUUGAUCUCCCUGUUUUCUAACACAAAUGCCUCGCUGCCCAAACCUGCCUGCCUCUCAAGGGCAUGCAGACGGUGCACAGCCACCCACUUACGCCGCCCUGACAUGUGCACGCACGCAACAUAAAGGAGAGGGAGGUUAAGCUAAUCAUAUUACCACAUGCCGAGUCCAUGCACUCAGAUGUACACACAAGAGUGCCAGCGCCACAGAUCACAGAUUUGGUAGCCAAAAAGCUGACUCGGGAGGCAGAGCAGGUGUGAUGAAAACAGACUUUAACUAGAUCUGAAGCAGGGUUAUAGUUGGCAACAAAUUCAGAGGGCUAAAAAGCAGGCGGAACAGAGCGUAGGGUGUGUAACGAAACCAGCAUUGACAGUAUAGCUUCAAUACACACUGAUGUCGUGGAGGAUAGUGUUUCCUGGAUAGAAAUUCCAACUUCUAAACCUACGAGUGUUCCAGGUGCAGGACGCCAAACAUGAACAAUGAACAAGGCUGACCAAAAAAAACGGAUGUCUCUUUAGAGCAAACAAUUGAACUCUAAGCCAUUACGGCCCCCUCCUAGCAUAUAUAAGAAAAUUUAAAAAUGAUGCAUGAGGUGACUCUGAGAAACUGUGGGCAAAGAUGCAGAUGAUAGGGCGGCAGGAUUCAUCUGUGUAAUGUGUACACUUGGAUGUUGAAUGAAAGGUGACACUGAUAUUUUGCAACAAAGUCAUAGCGAAAAUAAACAACUUGAAAUGUAUUGUUCUGUAAAGAUGUGAGAAAAUCUGGUGAUAUUUGUGAAGUAACAAAAAUCUAAUGAAUAUAUACACUGUGCUUAAUUGUAUGAAAAUUCGCAUUUCAUUUCAUUGUUAACGUGACUACUGCAGAACAUUGUACGAAUGCUUCUUUUUCUGUCACAAAGAGCUGCUCUUGAGGUCAUCUUGACCUUUAACAGUAUCGGUGGUUUCAUUCAGAGAAAACCAAGGCUGCGCAAAACGUGCACCUUGUGAACUGUCAAAAGGCCUGAGUGCACUGCUCUGAAUCUAGGUUCUCAAACUGAAAAAGCAGCCUCUCAAAAAUCAACGUGCAGAAGUUCCGCUGUAUGUUUGGGAAUCAGUCUUGUUGCCUGAAAUGCAUUUUUUCCUCAUAUGGUAAAUUGUACAUACUGGAUUAUAAGUCCAACUCUGUAAUGCCCCAGGACUGCACGUUAGACCGCAUAACUCGGCACAGUAUGGGGCACAUGCACCGUGGCUUGUGACAGAUGCCAUUACUGCCAGUACUUUCACACUUGGAAACAUAUCAACAUUGUCCAUUAACCAGCCUAUUCAAAUAAUGCCACUUCAAAAUACAUUGUAACCCUCUUGCCGUGCAUGCUGCCAUCGCUGUGUGACGUCAGGGUUGCUGGAUUUGAGUUGCAGUUGUGUGCACAGCCUGUGUGAGUAAUGUAACAAGUAAGAGUAGAUGAGGAGCUGCAGGUGACAGGAUGCACAACCUCCAACUUCUCUGUGAUGAAACCCUCCUCCCUUUCCCCUCUCCUUGUCAUUCAUUACGGUUUUCAGGUUCUCUGUUAGUAUUGGGUUGAAAUCCCAAAUUUUUACCAAAUACAUGCCUUUGGUUUUCACUUUGACAACAGAUCAUCUGUUGGUCAACACUCUCCUUGUGUGUUAAAGUGUUUGCAAAGAGUUAGUAAACUCUAACUCCUGCUGCUCUUUGCUGCAACUCUGCUGCUGCUGCAUGAGGCAGAAACCCUCAGUUUAGCAAAAACAAUGGUGGUGGUGUUGGGUAAUGUAGUAAUGUAAUACUUGUAUAUCGACAUGUAACACCAGGAACACUGACUACCCCAGCAAGCUUAAUGGAUUUCCCCCCCGAUCUUUUCAAGUAGGAGGUCAGAAAUGUUUGAAUUCCAAGUUGUAUGGAGCGCAGCAUGAUAGCAGACCAGGAGCAGCUGGGUAGGCAGGUGACUUGAUCAGCAGAGGUGGGAAAGUCAAUGGUGACUGCUGGUGGACAGGUGCAGCAUGGCAGCUGUGGACGGAGAUGAUAUAUUAGUUUAUACAACACUAAUCAGAUGAUCCAGAGGCAGAGGAGGGAAGAGAGGAGGAUGUGGCAGCUGUCGCCGUGACAGAGUCUGGUGCUACAAGAGGAAUCUGCAGCGCCUUUUCUGCCCCGAGCAGAAACAGUUUAGUCAGAAACAUCCUGUUAUCUCGCAUCUAACGAUAUUAUCUGCAUACACAAUCUGCAAACCCUCACAGCCUCUCACAUUGUAUUAUUCUCCUAUUACCAAAGAACUGCUGUUGAUUUUAGCUUAUUUCCCGCUGUUGGGCUCUGUGUGUGUGUGUGUGCUGAUGUAAUGAGAUAGAGUAUUCCAAUAUUGCCCACGGAACGAAUUAUGAUGUAGCAAUGUACAGAAAAGCUGUGAAACAAGCUAGCUUACAUUCAUCAUUUCCUCUCGUGUUUAAUGUUGUACACCCGGGCUACCCUGACACCCAUAAUAGGAUUAUGUGUGUCCAGCCAUGAACGCUCACUUAUAUCAGCAUAAAUUGUGGCUAAAGACACAAAUCAUGGGCAGCAUGAUGUGACGUGUACACUUGCUGAAUGAAAGGCAACCAAAAUGAUCUUGACACUAUUUAACUUGAAAUUUCUUGUUAAAAGUAUUCUACUGAAUAAAUAGAUUGUGGUUUAUUGUAUAAAAUGUCUUCACUUAUGUGUUAUAUGGUUUGCAGAUAUACAUUUUUAACUUGUUAAGCCCGAGCAGAGCUA